UUUUAUAAAAUACGCUGAGAGGAAUAUAUAAAGCGAAUGUACACACACUCAACGUGCAUCGAGCAGCAGCUUCGUACUGAAUUGAUAACACUUGGCUUGAAAAUUUCGGUCUAAGAACUCCAUUUUCGAGAUUCACAGGAUUCAACAAUGGAUUCAAUGCUUCCGAUUGCGAUUGUAUCGGUGAUUAUCGGAACCGUGAUUGCUUUUCUAGUGUUCGGAAACUAUUUCCAGAAGAGGAAAUCGGAGGUUGAAUCUAUCGCCCAGCCGGAGACAAUUCAGAAGGCUUCGAAGCCUCAGCAAUCUCAGAAGAACACUUUGAAGAAAUCGCAAGCCAAAUCUCAUUCUCACACCGCCGAUCAUAAGGAUGCAAAUAAAAGGCAUCACCCACUGGACUUGAAUACUCUAAAAGGUCAUGGGGAUAUUGUCACUGGAGUUUGCUUCUCACCCAAUGCACAGUCUUUGGCAACUGCUUGUGGUGACGGGGUUGUUAGGGUCUUCAAGUUGGAUGAUGCUUCGAGCAAAAGCUUUAAGUUUCUGAGAAUUAAUUUGCCUGCUGGAGGUCAUCCAACUGCAGUUGCAUUUGCUGAUGAAGCUUCCUCAGUUGUAGUGGCAUGCGAUGCUUUUUCUGGUUCUUCCCUGUACAUGUAUGGUGAAGAGAAAACAGCAGCCACUGAUUCCAAACAGGCCAAGCUUCCUCUUCCAGAAAUCAAAUGGGAACAGCAUAAAGUUCACGACAAGAGAGCGAUCCUAACUCUAGUUGGUACCAAAGCAACUUAUGGUAGUGCUGAUGGGAGCACAAUCAUUGUUUCAUGUUCUGAAGGUACUGAUAUUGUGCUUUUUCACGGAAAAAGUGGCAAGAUUGUUGGGAGUGUUGACACUAAUCAACUCAAAAAUAAUAUGGCUGCUAUAUCUCCCAAUGGGCGUUUUAUAGCUGCUGCAGCUUUUACUGCUGAUGUCAAGGUUUGGGAAAUUGUGUAUUCAAAAGAUGGUGCUGUAAAGGAGGUUUCAAGGGUAAUGGAGCUCAAGGGGCAUAAGAGUGCCGUGACGUGCCUAUGCUUUACCCCGAAUUCUGAACAAAUAAUUACUGCAUCGAAGGAUGGUAGCAUCAGAGUGUGGAAUAUUAAUGUGCGCUAUCAUCUUUCCGAGGACCCCAAGACAUUAAGGGUGCUCCCUAUUCCCCUUAAGGAUGCAAAUGGCACAACUUUACACUACGAUCGUUUAUGUCUAUCACCUGAUGGAAAGAUAUUGGCCACCACUCAUGGUUCAAUGAUGCAAUGGCUAUGUCCGGAGACUGGGAAGGUUUUGGACACAGCUGAAAAGGCACAUGAUGGUGAUAUCACUGACAUGGCAUGGUCGCCUUCUCAAAUUCCAAUGGGUGACAAGCAAGUUCUGGUGUUGGCCACAGCCAGUGUCGAUAAGAAAGUAAAGUUGUGGGCAGCUCCAUCCCUGAAUGCAUCGUGAACAAGCGACAGAGCCUUUUCCCCGUGAAUGACAAGCUUUUGAUGUCUCACCCAGUUUUUGAACUAAUAGAUCACAAGGGGACUGACGAAAUAUAUACAGUACAAGUCAGAAGAGCAGAAUACAGCCUAAGUUAGAGGAUGAGUGCAUACAUCUUUUGAGAGUUUUUGUUAUGCAAAGAGAGAUAUAACCAGCGUGUAUUAAGCUAGAGGAAAAUUUUGAGAUAAAAUUUGAUGUUAAAUACAAUGGGUAGUAGUUUUCUCUAGGCAUUGGUGAUCUAUUUUAGAGCUUAGAAUUGGAAAAGGUACUUUUUCUGUUUUAAAUCAAAAGACCAAAAAAUAUUCUUAAGUUCCA
This is a messenger RNA of Nicotiana tabacum (common tobacco), 1812 nucleotides long. RefSeq lists its product as uncharacterized. Gene Ontology annotation, molecular function: protein binding. The record is from RefSeq and is a predicted model, not a curated record. Lineage: Eukaryota; Viridiplantae; Streptophyta; Magnoliopsida; Solanales; Solanaceae.